Messenger RNA from Emiliania huxleyi CCMP1516, 705 nucleotides. RefSeq lists its product as hypothetical. Lineage: Eukaryota; Haptophyta; Isochrysidales; Noelaerhabdaceae. The record is from RefSeq and is a predicted model, not a curated record. Gene Ontology annotation, cellular component: membrane. Bases 1 to 705 code for a protein of 234 amino acids. The transcript has 2 exons.
AUGUCGCGCCGGAUCGUCCUCUCCCUUCUCCUCGGCUCCAUCAUCGGUUUCGAGAGGCGGCGCGCUGACCGGCCGGCUGGCAUACGCACCAUGGCGAUGGUUUGCCUUGGCUCGUGUGUCUUCACUCUCGGGAGCAUGUACGCCUUCGCCUCCUCCUCCUCGACGAUGGGGUGGGAUGCCUCGCGCGUGUCGGCGGCCAUCCCCUCGGGCGUCGGCUUCCUCGGCGCAGCCUCGAUUUGGAAGGGCACCAAGGGGACGGGCGAGGACAAGGUGCCGGAGGUGCACGGGCUGACGACCGCUACAUCCGUGUGGCUCUCCGCCGCCAUCGGCAUCCUCUGCGGCGGCGCGCUCCCCACACCCCGGAAACUGCUAGGAGGGGAGGCCCGCACUUGGCGGCUGACCCCCUCGCUGCAUUCGCCUUCUCCCCCAGGCGGGCUGUACGUGCCGUGCCUCUUCACAGCGGCCGCCGGAGUCGUCUACUUGCGGUUUGCCCCGCGGCUCCCCGGGUCGGCGGGAUCGCUCACCUUUGCCCUGCUCGGCGACCACGUGGCGGAGCGCGCGCAGGGGGAUACGAGGGCCAGGAGCUACACAGCGCACGCUUCGGCCGACGAUUUGCCGCAGCUCCCGCCGCUCGACCCCGUCGCCGCGGCAGAGGCGGGCGCGUCGCGGAUCGCGCCCAGCGUGCGCUCCUAUUCCCUGCCGUGA